GGAUGUGUGUUUUAUUUCAUUCUUCAGUCAAUCAUUUGACAUUUCAUUCAGUAUCAUUCAGAUUUUUGUGAAGUAAGUUAGUGCUGUUAGUCGAUUUAUAAUAAAAUUGGUGGCAUGUUUGAAUUGUAUGGAACAAGUUUCGUAAGAACUUUCAUAUAAAACAUUUAUACAAAUAAUAAAAGUACGCCAUUGGUAAAUCGAUAGUGUGGAAUUUGUUUAGUUAUAUUUAUUCAAACAAUUCUAAACAAAUAGUUAUGUUUUAAAAUCGAAGUUAAGUGUCGGUAAAAUGAGUUCGCCUAAAGACAUCGAACUAAGCCCAGUGAAAACUGAAGCACAGCCGAGCGCUUGUCCCUCGGUUUUGAAAUCAAACAUCCCACCUGUAACAGACGAAGAAGAUGUGAUCAUCGGAAGGUUUCGGAAGAUUAGCUCCGCAAAGUCGAUGGCGGCUACGAAUGGGAAUAUUCAGUAUCCGACUGAGAUUCCUGUGAGAAGUGACGAUGUGGAAGCCGGUCUGCAGUUUAAGAAGGAUCCGGGGGAAAAAGACAAGUUGCUGCCGGAACCGGUGACGAACGGCGCACUCUCGGUACAGUCCAAGUCGCCGGUCACAAAAAGCAGCUUUAGGGAUGUGGAGAAGCCGUCCAGGUUUAAAGAUCAGCCGUCGGCUACUCGGUUUCAGAUGGAAGAUAAACAAGACGAGGAAGCUACUGAUUCGGACGCGUCCGAUCUGGGAAGCGAUGAUCCACUCACGACGACAUACGACACUAAAUAUGGAAAGAGUUUCAGACAUUUUACUCGGGAAGCCCUACCGAGGCUGGACAAUUAUAGGAACGUGCUCUCUCUCCACGCAGCGCCGCGGCCGACGCUAGAUGAGCUCCACAACGCUUCCUUAUCUAGGAAGCCAGCCCAAGUAGUAGAAAAGGAUUUGGUGACGCCGGUGGUGAUGUCGCCCAACGUGAAGUUUGGUUGGAUCAAGGGCGUGCUGAUGCGAUGCCUCCUCAAUAUAUGGGGUGUGAUGCUGUUCCUCCGACUUUCCUGGGUCGUGGGACAGGCGGGAGUGGCGCAGUCCAUCCUGCUCAUCAUGACGACCUCGGUGGUGACCACCAUCACGGCGCUCUCCAUGUCCGCCAUCAGCACCAACGGCGUCAUCAAGGGAGGCGGCACGUACUACAUGAUAUCUCGUUCCCUCGGGCCCGAGUUCGGCGGCUCCAUCGGGCUGAUAUUCUCGAUGGCCAACGCGGUCGCGUGCGCCAUGUACGUCGUGGGCUUCGGCGAGUCUCUCAUCACCCUCAUACCGGAGUCCGCCUACAUGGUCAGCAAGAGUUGGGAUCAAGCAAUAUACGGCUGUAUAACGAUAGUCGUUCUCACUGGGAUAGUGAUGGUGGGGAUGGAGUGGGAGGCGAAGGCGCAGAUCGUACUGCUGGUGAUACUGCUCGCGGCUAUAGCGGACUUCUGCAUAGGGUCUAUUGUAGGACCUAAGAGUGACCUCGAAGUGGCUCAGGGAUUCGUCGGGUACAAUAUGUCGGUGCUGUGGCAAAACAUGGGUCCUGACUACAGGUAUUUUGAGGGUGUCGAGCACAAUUUCUUCUCGGUGUUUGCUAUAUUUUUCCCGGCUGCCACUGGUAUACUGGCUGGCGCUAACAUUUCAGGGGAUUUGAAGGACCCGCAAAAGUCGAUACCGAAAGGCACCCUGCUGGCGAUCCUGCUCACAACGCUGUCGUACCUCGGCAUCGCGGUGGUGGCGGGCUGCACCGUGCUGCGCGACGCCUCGGGCCUGCUCGCCGACCUGCCCGCCGGCGUGUCCGACUGUGCUGCCAACCGCACCUGCCAGUACGGACUGCAGAACAGCAACGAUGUGAUCCGGCUGGUGUCUGCGUUCGGUCCGCUGAUCUACGGCGGUUGUUUCGCGGCGACGCUCUCGUCUGCGCUCGCGUCGCUCGUGUCCGCGCCCAAAGUGUUCCAGGCCCUGUGCCAAGACAAGCUGUAUCCGUACCUGGAGUUCUUCGCGAAGGGCUACGGGCAUAACAACGAGCCUGUGCGCGGAUACGUGCUCACAUUUAUUAUCGCAACCGCUUUUAUACUUAUGGGUGGUCUGAACCAGAUCGCGCCGCUGAUAUCAAACUUCUUCCUGGCUGCGUAUGCGCUCAUCAACUUCUCAACGUUUCACGCGAGCCUCGCCAAGCCUGUCGGCUGGAGACCUACCUUCAGGCUGUACAACAUGUGGCUGUCGCUGGUGGGCGCGGCGCUGUGCGUGGCGAUCAUGUUCGUGAUCUCGUGGAGCACGGCGCUCGUCACCUUCGGCUUCCUACUCGCCUUGUACUUGCUCGUCUCCUAUCGGAAGCCGGACGUUAACUGGGGAUCUACGACGCAAGCGCAGACGUACAAAACGGCGCUCUCCGGCGUUCACCAACUCAACAGGGUCACGGAGCAUGUGAAAAAUUACAGGCCUCAAAUACUGGUGUUGACCGGUUUCCCUGGAGAGAGACCGUAUCUCACGGAGUUCGCGUAUCUUUUGACCAAGGGACUGUCGCUCAUGAUCUGUGGACAUAUUAUACAGGGUCAGGUGAGCCACCGCACGCGGUCGGCGCUGGCGAGCCGCGCGUACGCGUGGUUCGGCAAGCGGCGCGUGAAGGCGUUCUACUGCUGCGUGGACGACUGCGGCCUGCGCGCCGGCGCCGCCGCGCUGCUGCAGGCCGCCGGGCUCGGCAAGCUCACGCCCAACAUACUCAUGAUGGGCUUCAAGCACGACUGGCUCUCCAGCCCUGUGCAGGACAUCGCCGACUACGUCGAGGUCAUGCAUAAAGCCCUGGACGUGCACGUGGCCAUCGCGCUGCUCCGCGUGGAGGGCGGCCACCACACCGCCGACGCGCUCGACGACGACCUGCGGGCCUGUCUCGACGACCUCAACUCCAACGACCUCUCCGCCUUCUCACGUUCCAUGGGCGAUAACUUCAAAGAGUCUAAGUCCACGGAGAGUCUCAACACGCAGUCGAGAGGCAGUAGUUUGUCGGACGUGUCUAUGGGCUCGCCGCAGCUCGGGCGAGGAGUGUCUUCUGAGCCCAGCGCCGCGCCUAACAAGGAACAGGCAAAGAAAAGCGAUGACAAAGAAAGCAAGGGCGUGGGGCCGGCGGUGCGGCGCGCGCGGGGCGCGGGGUCGCGGCGCGCGUCGUCGUUGAGCGCGCCCGAGCAGUUCACGCGGCGCCACGCCGGCACCGUCGACGUCUGGUGGCUCUACGACGACGGCGGUUUGACGCUGUUGUUACCUUAUAUUUUGUCAACGCGACGAGCAUGGUCGUCCUGCCCAUUGAGGGUCUUUACACUGGCCAACAAGAAUACAGAACUAGAAAUAGAGGAAAGAAACAUGGCAUCACUUCUGUCAAAGUUUCGGAUAGACUACUCGGCUUUGAAGAUGGUGUCAGACAUCACGAAGAGGCCUAAAGAUUCUACAUUGGCUUAUUUCGAUAAGCUGAUAGCGCCUUUCAUGACGAAUGACGAUAGUAAUGAUAGUGACGGUAUCACGGAGGCCGACCUGCUGGCGGCGCGCUCGCGCACGCACCGGCACCUGCGCCUGCGCGAGCUGAUCGCGGAGCAGUCGGCGGGCGCGCGGCUGGUGUGCGUGACGCUGCCGCUGCCGCGCCGCCGCGGCGUGCUGCCCGCGCCGCUGUACGUGGCGUGGCUGCACGCGCUGGCCACGGCCGCCGACAACACGCUGCUCGUGCGCGGGAACCACUCCGCCGUGCUCACCUUCUACUCAUAACCUACUUCCCGGACAACGACUACCGUACAAACUUGUAAAACUUCCUAUAAUUCACCACGUAUCUGUGUUGCGUUUCGGGGUCGACAUAUUACAGCCGGUUUUAAACAAGCCAUAAUUAUGUCGGAGUGAAUUUUCCACAGCGACGUUUUUAUAUGCUGCUUGUAACUCUGGUCCUUUUUCUCACAUAUUUAGAUCAAUCUGACUAUGCUUGCAUGUAUUAUAAAGUUUUAUGAUUAUAUUUUGUAAAGGAACUGGCACGAGCACCAACAAAAUGGUUUGAUCCUAAAACGGCUGCUUAUGUAGCUCCGUAGUCUGUAGCUCUAAGUCGAGAUGACGCAUGAUAUGUCCAUUACUAUUAUAUUCUUGUGGCAAAUGGAUUCACAUCUAUGACGCUAAGAGAAGGAGGGAUGCAGUUAAAAGUAAUAUUGGAGCAGAAUAUUUUGUAUAAAGAUAGGUUUUUGGCCUUUUUAUAAACGUUACCAGUUUUUCCAGUGAAAAGUAUUUACAAGUAUUUUUUUAAUAUUUUAUAUCUAUCGGCCUUUGCCGUCUUUACAUUGUAUGUAAUUAUUACAUAUUCAACAUAUCGAACAAAAAAUCUUUGAAUAUUGAUAAUGAAUUAUUAUAACAAUUGAAAUUAUUAAAAAUAUUUAAGAUUGAACACGGAAUAUAGAUGGCGCUAUUUUGCAAUUUUGUACAUACUUUUGGACAUCACUUGUUCUCAUUGAAUUUAGUUCAGGAGAAGGAUAAGAGAUGGCAUAUCAAGUGCCAAUUAGUGCUAGUGAAUAAAAAACCUUAAAUUAUUUUAGGUAAGUAAUAAAAUUAAAAAACCAGUGUAAGUCGAUAGAUCUGAUUAUUUGCAUAUUUAUCCAGUGACGCGUUGGUGACAUUCUAUACAUAUCUUUCAACUAAUUAAAUAUUCUAGAUUAUUCUAGAAUCGACUACGCUAUCAAAAGCAUAAUUUACAUUUCAAAUUAUCUCACGUAAAAAAUAUUUCAAUUCAGUGAUGCAACGGUCUAAGUGAUUGACUGACUUGACCCAAUUUAUUAGCAAACGAGCAUACUUUUUUGACAAAUCCGUGAUGCUGCAGGCGGCUGCGAGUCAUAAGCUAACUGUAAAUCUGUAAUUCGAAAAUUUCACCCUGGGAUAAACUGAUUCCGAUGAUUUAUUGCGAAUCUGGGUUUGUGAGGCCAAUGGUCGUGUAUUAUAGAAUAUUCCUUAUGAUAUUCACAAUCCCAUAUUUUAGUAUAGUGUCAGAAAAGCGUGUGUGACUCGACAAAGUAACUUGAUAAAUAUCUCUGACUAUAAAUGUAAAGAUUCCUAUAAAAGUUUUGUUCCUAAUCAAUGUACAUUAUUUUUACUAAAACAUACAAUAUAUUUUCUCGAAUAUUUAUACAAUUUGAUACGUGUUUUACAAUUUUAUAUAUAAACAUAUUGUCAUAUUUUGACCAUUCUAAUAUAUAGAUAAUUGCUUGCAGUUGGUUUAGUGAACAAUUGUCGAACUGUUGUAUAACUUUGAAUUUUUUAAACGAAUCAAAAAGCAGCAGAGAUUUGAAAGCUACAAAGAAACCUUAAAUACGUAUGACAAGAGACUGAAGUAUUAACACAUCAAAAUCAAUAAAUGUUUGCUACUACAAUUUUAAACUUUGUAUAUCAUAAUACAAGAUAUAAAAUUGUUUAAUAUUAUACAAGCUUUUUAUCUAUAUGGUUGGCUUAUACAUACAUAGACUAUUAAAUCGUAAUUUUAUAUACUCUGAUAUUGCUGAUAUUAUAAUGUCCGAAAUUAUAUAUUUUUAUAAUAAAUGUAUGGUGCAAUUAAUGAAUUGACAAUUUUGAGCAAGUGUGCGUGUGUGUGUGUGUGUUUGAUUUUAAAUAAUGAACUCCCAGCGUGGUUACGUGACCUUUUUGUCUUAUUUUUUAUCUUAAUAUAAUAUACAAAAAAAUAACAUUUAAGUUAGGAUAUUCUGUCUUGUAACUUGAUGUACAAAUGAGUUGAUUCUCACCGAUUUUGUUGUUAAUUUAUUAUUCGUUAAUUUAUUAUGUCCGGAAAAAAUAUUUAAUGCAAGGUAAGCGCACCGAUUACUGGUCAUUAAUUGUGUUAGAGAGUAAUGCUAUUAGGAUGUCUUCAUUGUUACUUGUUGGGGAGAGAAUACAUUGCUAGAUACUAUUAUUCAUAUGUUAAAAAAGCACACCGAGGCUUAACUCUUGGUCUCUCGUGGCUCGCCGGCGAGCCAAGACAGCUACAUGACAUUUGCGUGUGUCACGGGAUUAUAACCUUAUAUACUACAUAAUAAGGUUAUUUUUCCGUCACACGCGUAGCUGUCAAUGUUUGGCGGCAAACAUUCAGCUACCUGUACAUAUUUGAAAAUAAAAUUUUGACAAGUCAUGACGGGUUAAUGUACAAAAAUUGAAUUUCUCAGUAGCCAAGAUUUGGUAAACUUUGAGUAUUUUCAAAAAGGCAAAUCCUCCUGUUUCUAUAUUGAGGGAGAUCUUUUUUUAACAAUUUAGGAGAUUCGAUUUUGUUUUUUUGAGUUUCCUUUGUGAAUACAACGUGGUUAUAUCUUUAAAGUGCAAGUUGUCACUGAAAAUUAGUAAGUAAUUCUCAAUAUCCCUAUUAAUUAUAAACGGCUCGCAAAGAUAAAAACAAAGUGGCUCGCGUAAAUACCAACUCAAGACAUUACUUAACGACGCACCGCAAUUAGCAGAACAUCUUGAAUAGACUCCAUUUUGCACUAAUUAUGCAGUGUUAUUUAAUGACCUGGUAAUAGGUACGUUUACCCUAUUUCACAAUUGUACUAUUGUACGCGGCGUGUAAACAUUUGAUUAAAUGACUUGAGAUUA
Manduca sexta (tobacco hornworm) is the source of this 6592-nucleotide messenger RNA. RefSeq names its product bumetanide-sensitive sodium-(potassium)-chloride cotransporter (gene Ncc69). The record is from RefSeq and is a predicted model, not a curated record. Gene Ontology annotation, biological process: chloride transmembrane transport; potassium ion homeostasis; sodium ion transmembrane transport. Gene Ontology annotation, cellular component: membrane. NCBI's taxonomy places the organism in Eukaryota, Metazoa, Arthropoda, Insecta, Lepidoptera, Sphingidae. The transcript is spliced from 23 exons. Bases 287 to 3754 code for a protein of 1155 amino acids. Gene Ontology annotation, molecular function: sodium:potassium:chloride symporter activity.